Messenger RNA from Chelmon rostratus (copperband butterflyfish), 1119 nucleotides. It is a transcript of the gene ccdc86, whose product is annotated as coiled-coil domain containing 86. NCBI's taxonomy places the organism in Eukaryota, Metazoa, Chordata, Actinopteri, Chaetodontiformes, Chaetodontidae. Gene Ontology annotation, cellular component: nucleolus. Bases 89 to 967 code for a protein of 292 amino acids. The transcript has 4 exons. The record is from RefSeq and is a predicted model, not a curated record.
UAAAGCGACGUACACAACGCUGGCGUUGGUCACACGUGGGUUCAUAAGUUUUUCAGUGUGAUGUGGUUUGAUUAGUUUUAAUUAAAACAUGUCAAAGAGGCAGAAAGCCGUGUCAGAAGGAAAGACCGGGUCUCAAGUGGAACAUGUGGAGGAUGAGGUUCAGGACCCGCCGCCCGAGACCAGACGGACCCGCAGCGGCCGCAAAGUGCGCACUCCUGCGGCGCUGCUAGACGCAGAAGCCCCGGUGAGGACUCCCACCCGGAGAACAAGGCGGUCUGUCCUCCAGGAGCUGCCGGCGGUGGAGGAGAAAAACACGGAGGUGGCAGAGCGGAGACCCGAGAGUGUACCCGAGGAGAAGCUCGGUAUGUCCGCGGAGCCGGAGCCAGCGGAGCCGCAGGCAGAGGCUGCAGCGGCAGACCCGCACCGAGCUGACGUUCAACAGUCCGGGCCUGAACCGGCAGAGACGGGACCCAAGAGCACCGACACUGUCCCACACAAGAAGCCUCGCCUGGGGUUAAGUGAGAAACAGAAGCCGGUCAUUCCGCUGGGAAAACCCAAAUCCGGGAGGGUUUGGAAAAACCGCAACAAGCAGAGGUUCUCUGCUCUGGUGAGAGAUAAACCGUUGUGCACAUCCUGGGACAAGAAGAUGGCGGCCAAGCGGGAGAAGGACCUGGUGAAGCAGUAUUCUUUGCAGCUGAAAGAGGAGAAAGCCAAACAGAAAGAGGAAAAGAGGAAAAGGAGAGAAGAAAACUUGAAACGUCGCGCAGAGAAUGAACGCAAAGCGGAGAUUGUGCAAGUGAUCAGGAACACCACAAAGAUCAAGAGGAUGAAGAAGAAGCAGCUGAGGAGGAUCGAGAAGCGAGACACGCUGGCGCUGCUGCAGAAGUCACAGAAGCAGAGCGUGAAAACCAAAUCACAAAGAAGUGAAAAGGUCGAUCAAGAUCUCACAGAAAGACUGAGACAAUAAACAUGUAAAUGUUCAGCUCUUUGUCUGCAUGUUUUUUAUUUUCAUGUGAUGAUUUAUGUCCACAUCGACAAAAGCUUUCUGAGCAAGAAGGCUUCAGUUAAAAAUAGUUAAAAUAAAUAUAACGUGUUUGCUGCUGGUCGUCAUGACGCCGA